Megalops cyprinoides (Indo-Pacific tarpon) is the source of this 2355-nucleotide messenger RNA. RefSeq names its product negative regulator of reactive oxygen species (gene nrros). Lineage: Eukaryota; Metazoa; Chordata; Actinopteri; Elopiformes; Megalopidae. Bases 277 to 2337 code for a protein of 686 amino acids. Gene Ontology annotation, cellular component: extracellular matrix. Gene Ontology annotation, molecular function: protein binding. The transcript is spliced from 3 exons. The record is from RefSeq and is a predicted model, not a curated record.
GAGGACAGCGAAGCAGUUUCUUUUUUUCUGAUCUCGCUUUCAAAGCUUAUAUGUUCUUGGCAGUUCAUGUGACUUGGUUUCCGCUGCCUGCUCGCUUCCGCAAAUAACUAAAUUAAUCCUAACAAGAGGCACAGAACGAUUCCAUGCACCGUCAAGCGAGCAGCCCUACCUCGGCGGUCUGUGGGGGAGCAGCGCUGCACGGUGGAGACAUGGUCGCCGGUUCAACCGUCGGAGGCGUGGAGGAUCCUUACCAACCCGCCUGCUGAUGGUCUUAAGAUGCCCAUCCUCGGGUUGCUCCCCUGCCUGCUUGCCUUCGCCUUGGGGCCAGUAUGGAACCUCCUGAUGCCAGCUUCCUGUCACCCACAGCACUCCACAUGCAGACUGGCUUCGAAGACUGCUCUUUGCAAUGGCUGUCAGCUCUCUGCUGUGCCCAAGGACCUUCCAGGGAACAUUGAGGAGCUUCAGCUGAGUAACAAUCACAUCAGAAUAUUGCAGAACAACUGUCUCUCCGGCUACCCUGUCCUCCGCGUUCUGAGGUGCGCUAGCAGUCUGUUGGACACAAUAGAGUCGGACGUUUUCCUCGGCUCUUGUCACAUAGAGAUCCUCAAUUUGGCUGAAAAUAACCUUCAUGCUGGAUACCAGCAGACUGGCCAGGCUCUGCAGACAUUGUCCCGACUGAGGACGUUGGAUCUUUCGGCGAACGGGCUGACUGAGGACAUGGUUUCUGUCCUUCUGGAGAACAUGACGUCCCUGGAAAGCCUCUCUCUCUCCAGGAACAUCCUGCUCAGAUUGGACGAGGCCACCUUUCGAGACCUUUGCCAGCUCAAGGAGCUAAACCUGGAGAGAAACUUGCUGUUUGAGAUAGACGGGGCCUUCGACAACUUGCAGAAGCUCCAGAGGCUCAACCUGGCCUACAAUGGCCUGCCCUGCCUGGUCGGUUUCCAGCUCACUCAGCUGGUGGAGCUGAAUGCCAGUAACAACAUGAUCGAGUGGUUCAUCUCCAACCAGGACGUGGAGGAAACCUUCAACCUGGAGACUCUCGAUCUCUCCAACAACAACCUCCUCUUCUUUCCCUUCCUGCCCACCCGCAGCCGCAUUCAGAAGUUGCUGCUGUCCAAUAACAGGAUGAGCUUUUAUGAGCACCUUGCGGACAAUACCUCUCCAAACUGGACCACGAGUGUUCAGUUUUUUAACCUAAUGGGCAAUGUGACUAACGUGACGGCCAAACUGUGGGAUGAGACCCUUCAUGGGGGCAUCUCCACCCUGAACCUGUUGGACCUGACAGGGAACCAGGUAGGAUACCUCCCCCAGGGUUUCCUAAAUAAAAUGCCAUCUCUGUCAAGGCUGAAACUGAGAACAAACUGUUUGGAAUCCCUGGAGAUAUCCCCAGAGGAGCUCCCUACAUCUCUGUACGAGCUGGACGUGAGCAACAACAGGCUGACCGAGCUCCAAGCUAACCUAAGCUCUCUCCGUGAGUUGAGCAACCUAACAAAUCUCAACCUGAGCCUCAAUAGCUUGCAAAGCCUCCCUCCCAGGCUGUUUUCUAAUCUGCCCAGCCUUAACACAGUGGAUCUCAGCUACAACAGUGUGGGGAUCUGCUCUGCGGGGGACAGUUUUGCCCCCAGCCUUUCUGACUGUGUUGUGUGGAGAAACAUAGCCUCUCUGAGACAGCUCUACCUGGCAGGGUGCAACCUGACACACCUGCCACCCUCUGCCUUCGAGAGGACAUCCAUAACGCACCUGGACCUGUCAAACAACCCAGAAAUCCGCAUAGGACAGGGUGCACUGACAGAUCUCAGCAGAACUUUGCAGCAUCUAGGCCUGGGAAGGACAGGUCUGCAAGACUUUGACUUCACCCCCUUCCGCCAUUUGAAAUCUUUAUACUUUUCUAGCAACAGCAUUACCCGUCUCCCACAGUCCCUGCUGAGCCUUGAUCUCACGUUGCUGGACUUGAGGGACAACAGGCUGACCACCAUCCCAUCUCAACAGUCUAGCACGCUAGCUCAAACGGUCCAGACUCUUUUCCUAGGAGGAAAUCCUUUCAACUGCUGCCAGUUGGAGUGGUAUCGGACGUUAGAGGAGGCAAAGACGGUAAAUAUCGAAGAUCAGGCAGACGUGACGUGUCUGCAUUUCACACACGGGAGACACAGGGUGGAGCUUCUGCGUGGGCCGGUUUGUGGAGAUGAUAGCGCCGAGCUCAGCUGGUUAUAUAUAGUGCUCCUCCUGUCUGCGUGUCUCUCUCUGGUGGGCAUCGCCGCCAUAUUCAUGCUCACGUUCAGGCCCAGACUGCUGCCCAAGGCCAUCAAAAAGAAAUGCUGGAGGCCCACAUCGUAUUAACGCUGUCACCUGUCCUCA